Molecule: messenger RNA, 2947 nt
Organism: Pseudoliparis swirei
Lineage: Eukaryota; Metazoa; Chordata; Actinopteri; Perciformes; Liparidae
Product: macrophage-expressed gene 1 protein-like
Exons: 2
Coding region: 1-2109 (702 amino acids)
Biological process (GO): defense response to bacterium
Source: RefSeq, a predicted model, not a curated record
AUGAAGAUAGCAGAGACACUCCUGGCUCUCUCCCUCCUCUAUGUCUGCUCUUCGGUCCCCAUCAGCCGCCCCACCAACUGGCUCAGGCAAUGUCGCGCCUCCUCCAACCUCUCCAUCACAGCACUGGAGGUGCUGCCGGGCGGAGGCUGGGACAACCUCCGCAACACGGACGCAGGUCGAGUCAUGAACCUCAGCUACUUCCAGUGCCAGAGCACCGAGGACGGGCUUUAUCUCAUCCCAGAUGAGGUGUUUGUCAUCCCCCACAAGGAGACGGGCAUUGAGGUGAUCUCUGAGAUAAUCAGCUCCUGGCUGGAGCAGAGAAGCUUGACAUCUCAUUCCAUAAAUGCAGAGAGUUCCUUCUUCUCGGUGCUGAAUGGCAAAUUUUCGACAGAGAACCAGAGGAUGAAAACCCAUCAGGUCAAAGACUCUUCAAUCACAGCCAGAGUGCAAGUUCGUAACUUCAUCUACACAGUUAAGGUGUUUCCAGACUUCACUCUGGACACACGCUUUUCCCAACAAGUCAAAGAGAUAGCCGAUGCAAUUGAAAACAACCAAACAAGGAACGUAGUCUAUCUCUCAGAGAAGAUGGUGCUGGACUAUGGAACCCACGUCAUCACCAGUGUUGAUGCUGGGGCCACUUUGGUGGGGGAAGACUACAUCCAUUCUUCAAAUGUGUCCGACAGUGCAUCGGACAGUUCCUCUGUCAAAAUGCAAGCAGGCUUAAACUUUUUUGACAAGAUCAAGUUUGAAAUAAGCAGUCAGAAUACCCAACAGAGCCCCUCUCUUCUAACAUAUCAGUCCAAGAUUCAGUACUCUCUUAUUCAAAGCCAUGGCGGGGGCACGCCUUUCUAUCCUGGCAUCACACUGCAGAAGUGGCAGGAAAGUACCAAGAACAACCUGGUUGCUAUUGAUCGGUCGGGAUUCCCCUUGCACUACUUCAUAAACAUCAACACCUUGCUCGAUCUGCCACCACCUACGGUGGACAAAGUGGCUCUUGCGGUGAGUCAGGCUGUGAAGCGAUACUACAUGGUCAACACGCGACCAGGAUGCGUCGACGUCAAAUCCAAGAACUUUAACUUCCAAGCCAACAUUGAUGACGCAUCCUGCGAGGGCCCCGCUACAAACCUCAGUUUUGGUGGCGUGUACCAAAAGUGUACUUUUAUCAGCUCAGAUGCAGGUCCACUGUGUGAUGCUCUGGCCCAGAAAAACCCACAAACAGGGAACUUUUCCUGUCUUUCGCCUUACUCUGCCACUUUACUGAGAUCGGAGGUGAGACAGCAGGGUUACACUACCUACGACUGCCACAACCAAGGCUCUAAAUGUGGGUUUCUUUGGCUUUCACAUUGCGAUAGUCCAGUGUGUCAGGACAACUACCACGUUCGCUCUGCACGCAUCGACACCUACUGGUGCUCUGUGAGCGGAAAGGCCCCAGACAACUCAGGGUAUCUGUUCGGAGGCAUGUACAGCCCCUCCCUCCUGAACCCCCUCACCAAUGCAAAAAGCUGUCCCACAAGUUUCAUUCCAGUGAAGUUUCUCUCGGAUGGCCAAGUGAUCUGCGUGGGUAAGGACUAUGAAAUCGGCAGCAGAUACUCAGUGUCAUUCGGAGGCCUCUUCAGUUGUCAGUCAAACAACCCGUUGGCAAAUAAUCAACGCCGCUGCCCUCCUAAGUUCAGCCAGCACCUCGCCGCAGUGAGCGACGGCUGUGAAAUCCUUUACUGUGUCCAGUCAGAUCUGUUCACAGGUGGGCAGCUGCUUCCGAUCCGUCUGCCACCUUUCAUCAAGCCUCCACUUGUCAGCAUGCAAGCCACAAAUACAGUCAUGGUCAUGACUGAUGGAGAUAUGAGCUGGAUCAGAGUGGGGAAGACCAAGGCGUGGAAGCUGGCCAAACCAGAGGAAAUCAAGGCAAUGAUUGAGAAGCUUAACCCCGAAUCGCGUCAGAUGUCUGGAGGCGAAAAGGCCGGGUUAGCCUUCGGGCUGAUUAUCAUAGCGCUGGUGGUCAUAGUGGCAGUAGUCCUCCUGGUGAAGAAGAGGAGGAGGAGGAGGCUGGGAGCUGAAAGCAAUGAGGAAAUCCGUAAUGCGGAUUAUUGUAAUGAACAAGAUGGCCUUUGAGGACGGCCGUUUGUCAGUCGGGUUGUAACCCAGCUCGAUCUUAACAUGCACCACAUGGCGAUUGAUUAAAAGCUCUUACAAAUUUGGCAAAAACAGUGCCUCCGACCUGCUUUAAUUUUUUAAAGUCCACACAUAGGUUAAAGGCGUGACGUCAAGAGGUUGAUCUGAUGUGACAAGUAUGGAAAUUAACUUCCUUGUUCAUUCUGAGAAUGCACACUGUAAGCACACUGUAAGCACACUGAGAGUCACUUUACCAAGUAAAAUUCCUUGUCUGUGCAAACUUACUUGGCCAAUAAAACUGAUUCUGAUUCUGAUUCUCAACGCAGAAAUCACUAACAUGAAUCUCACAGGAGCAGAACAUGUUAUUUAAGGGAUUCUAGAUGCAUCAAUUAUUCUUAUUCUUUUGAACUGUAAAUGAAACCAAUCAGUAACUACAUCACCAAAUUUGAAAAACUGCUGGAUAUAAUAAAUACAAUAGUUAUAACACAUUUAUUGGGAGACAUAUUUGAUACGUCUCACCAUGUGCCUUUCAGUGAACCCAGACAACCCUCAUGAGGCCAAGAUGCCUCAUGUCAAGUAGUGUAAAAAACAUGUUAAACCCCAUUUAAAAACCUGGAUGAUUUGUUUGACUCGUAAACAUUGAUAAAACAUCUCACAACAUUGUAUGAUUUAUUUUGACAGAUAAUUGAUUAACAUUUUGUGAUGAUUCUCGAUGUUUUGUGCUUAAUGUUUUGUCUCGUGCUGCUAAAAAUGAAAGGAUUUAUAAAUGUAUAUCAAUUAAACUUCUCUGCACUGCACAUAACUACUAAUUAAAGUGGCGUUCAACUAUUCAAAUGGA